Molecule: messenger RNA, 679 nt
Organism: Micropterus dolomieu (smallmouth bass)
Lineage: Eukaryota; Metazoa; Chordata; Actinopteri; Centrarchiformes; Centrarchidae
Product: M-phase specific PLK1 interacting protein
Exons: 3
Coding region: 107-583 (158 amino acids)
Source: RefSeq, a predicted model, not a curated record
UAGGGGGCGGUGUGAAGCUACGAGGUGUGGGGAAGACCCCGGUGGCCGCUGGGCGGCGCUGCCUUCUGCAGGACCGGGAGCAGAGCUGCGUGUUUCCGCCGCCCAGAUGUACCGAGCUCCGGUCAGACCUCAGCGGAGUCCCGGAGCCCCGCGGCCGGCUGGCAGGUUUCCCUCCCCGGCCUCCUGCUGGGGUUUCCCUGGGACUCGCUCUCCCUACGGAGGAUCUCCCCGGGGCGGCCCCGCGCACUCUCCGGGUUCUCCGAGCUAUUCCCCGGGUUCUAACCGAGGAUACAGGGACGGUUCUCCGUUCGGCGGGUUCGGCGGCGGUUCCCGGGGGUUCGGAGACACUCCGGCCGGGUUCGGCGGCGGGUCCCGGGGGUUCGGAGGCCCGACGUGGCGCAGGGGCGGCGGGUUCAGGCGGCCUCAGUCCUUCAGUCCCGCAUCGGCUCAAAACCUCCAGUCUGGAUCUGCAGACUCUCCAGUGGAGAAAUACUUCAGUCCGUCGAUGCUGCAGGACCCCUGGGCAGCUCUGCAGCCCGCCACAGGCCGCCAGACCGGCAGCCUGACGGGGAACGGCAGAUAGCAGCAGCAGCAGCAGCAGCAGCAACAACAACCAGACGUCCUGACAGGAAACAACAACAACAACCAGACGUCCUGACAGGAAACAACAACAACAACC